Molecule: messenger RNA, 1539 nt
Organism: Pyrenophora tritici-repentis Pt-1C-BFP
Lineage: Eukaryota; Fungi; Ascomycota; Dothideomycetes; Pleosporales; Pleosporaceae
Source: RefSeq, a predicted model, not a curated record
AUGCUUGGCUCUGCCGAGAGCGGACUCUUGCGCCUGGUCGACGAACUUCUCCUCAACAUCAUCGACCAUAUUGACGCCCGGGAUGCGCUAUGCAGUCUUGCUGCUACAUGCUCAAGAUUUCAAGGGCUGGUCGAACCGUACAUUUGGCGGGAUGUUUUAGUCCUCAAGGGUGAGCAUGCGGGUAGAAUUGCCACAGCACUUGACAGCCGAGAGGAGCGCACAGACUAUAUAAAAGAUCUGGCGAUUCGGUAUCAGGAUGGCUUUCGAGAUGGAAUAUCAGAACUGAACCACUUCAUGGGCUUCAUGGGAAAGCUACGACAUUUGCACAUUGAGUCUCCUUGUCCAAAUAACUCGGAAUGGCAGGCUGGGCCGGUCUACUUUGACGGGUAUUCGAGGAUCGAUUUCCAGAAUUUGAUCGCAAGUGCGGUGUAUCCACGGUUGGGCAUGCAGAUGGCGCUCCCGAUGCUCCAGUCGCGGAGAGAUGAAGAGUUUGACAUCUCCGAGGAAGAGGCCAAGUCAACGCCUCUGAGGUCCCUUACGCUCAUCGAAUGCAACGUUGAUGUGCGGUUCCUAGAUGCCGUUAUGAGACUACCAAAAGCACUGAAGGAGUUGUCGAUUGGCGAGCGAUUGCACACUUUCCCGGAAUGCAAACCCUCUAUGGAUCCCGAACAUCGAACCUCUUCCACUCUAUUUCUUACCGCACUUGAGAGGCAAGCCAGCUCUUUACAACGUUUGACCCAUUGCGGAGGGCAAAUCCGGUACCUUACCCCCAGGCGCACCGAUCCCGAAGGCGCCGCAAAGUUGCGCUCGCUCGUGAACCUCGAGUACCUAGAGUUGGGCUUUGAAUCACACCUCUAUUACUACCUUCGCGAAGGAGGCUUCCCACCAGAGCUCAAGACACUGAAGAUGCUGGACUCUGCAAUCUCCAUCAACGCUGGUCCAAACAUAGAUGCUCUAUCCGUCAUCGCCUACCGCUCACUAAGCACUCUCGUAACCGACUGCCUGCCCCGAACCCUAGCGCCUGACUUCAACCUCCAUCUCAAGUUCUCCGACCACGCAUUUUACAGACUUGCCCCGUUAGCAAUGGCACCAAAUCAAGCCCAAUCUCUCAACAAGCUCUUCUUCGACCGCUCCGCAACCUACAAAAUCGCCUCUCUACUCAAAUCCUACAGCCCCAACUCUCACUUUUACGUCUCGCGCGAGACGUUCCCGCUUGGAAACAGCUUCAUCCCACCGUACAUGUAUGGCGAGCAGCUCCCUGUCGAUGAAAUCAUGUACGACAGCGACGACUUUUGGCGAUUCAAUGGCAUCAGCUAUCGCAUCAUGGACGACGAAAACCUCCGAAAGGAGAUGGAGGAGGAGAAGAAGCUACGGCCUUGCAAGACGUGUAAGAGGAGGGGGUUCAGUUUGGAUAGGUGUCGCAGCUUGGGGGAUGGGAGUCCAUGUGAGCCUUGUCGGUAUGGGAGUGUGCUGAGUUGUGAGUGGGAUGAGGUUGAGGAUGUGGUGAGCAUUGCAGACUUGACAGUGCCGGUAGACUAG